This is a messenger RNA of Desarmillaria tabescens, 1433 nucleotides long. RefSeq lists its product as uncharacterized. NCBI's taxonomy places the organism in Eukaryota, Fungi, Basidiomycota, Agaricomycetes, Agaricales, Physalacriaceae. The coding region runs from base 393 to 1238 and encodes 281 amino acids. The transcript is spliced from 4 exons. The record is from RefSeq and is a predicted model, not a curated record.
CUCCUCUUAACCACAAUCAUCUAACUUGGUAGAAAAUUCUAACAGAAUUGCUCAGUGACCAAUGACGCCACUCCCCCAAGAACUUUUCGAUGCUAUCGUCGACCAAACGCAAGCCGGACCUGGGAACCAACCAUUUGUUCAGAGAAGCAGGAAGCACCUGUUCCAUAGUCUGUCCUUUUCGACAGCCGAACGACUCAGCGAUUUCCAUCAAAUCUGUCAAACCUCGCUCGUCAAUAUUCCAGCUUUGGUCAAACUUCUUUGCAUCGACAACGAAAGCAUGGUGGGUCUACGUUGCGACGAGAUACUCUCUGCCGUCAUUUCGUCCUUGAAGAAUAUGAAGGGUAUCCAUUUACGCUGGUUCGAUUGGGACCAUCUCAAUCCAGCCGCUCUACAUGCGUUGGGCGCCCACACGUUCCAGUCUAUCAGCUUCGACACUUGUACAUUCGAAGAUCCUGUACUGUUGUGUACCUUUAUCUCAGGAUCGGCUACUACCCUUUGCCGACUCUCCUUUGCCAGAAGUAAGAUCUUCACACAGGAUUAUACGUCGUUUGCCGGGCCCAAGGCCGGUUAUUGGACACCUAACGCUUUUCAGACAAGGAAAGAUGUCAGUUGAUAUGACUUUGCUGCUGUUGGGAAGUUUCUUCCUUGUCGGUUUCAAUUCUCUCCGGAUUUCGGAUAUUUGUAUUUAUACGCAGCAACACUUCAAUUCUCUACAGGAGUUCUUGGCUAGUGCUACGACUCCUCUUGAAGAACUCAUAGUUUACCAUGUCGAAGAAUACUUCCGAGGCCCCAUCGAUAGCAAGUGGCUGGAUAUAUCUCUCAUACUAGACAAUGUCCGCUCCCUCACUCUCACCUUCGACGACUGCAUCCGGUCUAAGUACUCCGACGAGGUCUUUUUCAAGGGCUGGACGCGGAACAUAAAGUGUUGCGGACAUAACAACAAACUACGGCAUGUCACCUUGCGUGGGAGACCCUACUUCAUAUUGGGAUUCCAUACGUUUGACAUGGACGAGUUAUGGGAUAGUCUUGGGACGGCGUUGAACGAGGCUGAAGUUGAGACCAUGGUGGAGGUGCAUCCGACAUUUGCCCAAGAAGAGACAUCAGAUGGGAUCAACGCAAGAGGUUCCAUCCUUCGUAAGCUAUCGCGGAGUGUCUGCGGGGGUGUCAAUGCCAGGACUUGCAUUGUUAAUCCUGAGGCACUCGAGUAUGACUUGUAUGAUUCGCUGGGCCCGUUCUAGUCCUACAAUUAAUGUUCAAUGCGAACAAACAGUGCGCGUCGGUGUAACAGUACUUAUGGUCAAUCACCCAGCCAAGAAAUCACGAUUGAGUAUUUAUAUCUGGAGUAGAUUUUAUUCUCAGUCUUUUACAUGAUUCUACUUCGAACCGUCCGAGUCGUUAGUCUUUUCCACCCUGUAUUGAGAUGCAAUCAUACC